Messenger RNA from Notodromas monacha, 4339 nucleotides. The record is from the annotation of a GenBank genome assembly. Lineage: Eukaryota; Metazoa; Arthropoda; Ostracoda; Podocopida; Cyprididae.
GUCGAAUCAAAAUGAAGUGUUUGUUGUCACUGAUAGGCUAAGAAUUGCAAACCUUCCCUGAGGUUGAUACGGUGCCAUUGUUGUACAACUUGCAGCGGCUUUCGUACAAGCGAUCAGCAAUUAUCGAUUUCAAAAAGUGCACGGCAUUUAUUUUUUCGUUGCCGUGCAUUUUUUAAAUACAUAAUUUUAGCACAAGAUACCGCCGUUUAUGUAAAGGGCUGUGGAAGCGCGCCGGUAUCUUCGAAUUCUGAACUUUUGCCCAGUACGAGGAUAUAUGUGACAUAGUUACGAGAGAUUUCUAAGGAUUCGAGAAAUCAAUUUUGCGGUGCGUCCGUUUUGCGUACGCAAUUACGCUUUGGGAUCAACGUGGUUCAGCAUGGAAUCCAUGCAAAUUGACGAUCCCGUGGUUGAUCUCAGCGUCAAACUUACACCAUCCUCUCGGAAAAAGCGCCAUAGUGCACGUGGAACCCAUGCUAAUGAAGAUUCUGGAGAAGAAGAUCUUUCCGCAAAAUCCUUUGCGGCUAAGAAAGAAAAGACCAAUGAUUUGGACACCGAUGAUCAUGGACUGCGCCGAUCCUCAAGACGCCGCGCAGAGAAGAGUUACGCGGAAGUCCCGGACAUCAUAUUGCAGUCCGACGAAGAAAAAUCUGGCGAUGAAGACUCAGACGACGAAAACUUCGUUCUUCCCGAAUAUAAGGAAAUGCCUGAAAGCGAAAGGCAGGAAAAGGAAAGAGAAGUUGCAUUACUGAAGGAGAAGCUUAGGAACGAGGAAUUGAAGCUAGUGCUGAUCAAAGAGCUGUAUAGGCGGCAUGAGCAAACACGAGAAUCCAAGGCGGUUCCUGCUUUGACCAAGUACGAAAACAUGAACGGAGACGGCCCUGUGGCGCUGACUGUCAACCGGACAAAUGGUCCCCAAGCUCACAGCGCCCCCGUGAAUUACCACAAACGUCCCGAACCGAGGCUUCCAGCUAAUCUCACGAUCACCAAAGCUCCUGUGGCACAUUCGCAAGAUCACGGGUCUCACGCCGGCUCCAUUCAGCAACCUCCUCCCAACAUGCCCCCGGGAUUAUAUCACAAAAUGAGCUCCUCCGUUCCACUGGGACCACCUGCUCCUUCGAAACAUUCUUCGGCCAAGGUUCAAAAUCCGUACCGCCCGCGUUCAUCAGGCGCUGCCAUGCUUCCUCCGGAUGUUUCCAUCCGAGCCACGUCCUCAUCUAGACCCCCUAGCACUGGACCGCAAGGUUUCCAAGGUUCGAGGUCCCAGUCGUCAUCAGUGUCGCAAAACUCGCUGACGUCGGCAACGUCGACUUCCUCUUCCUCGUCGCAGCGAGAGGAACAGCAAACGCCUGCGCAACGUCAAGCCGCAGCAAAACUUGCUUUACGGAAGCAGCUGGAGAAGACUCUGUUGCAAAUCCCACCGCCGAAACCGCCGCCACCGGAGAUGCACUUCAUUCCCAACGCCGCCAACAUGGAGUUUAUCUACUUGGUCGGCCUGGAGUGUGCUGUCAAUUACCUGCUCAAAGACCCGAAUCCGUUUCACGCCCAGCCGCAGAAAGUGUCGCCUGCGGAAGGUUUUCGCUGCUCGCAGUGCGACACUGAUUUUACUCCUGUUUGGAAGUGGGACAAAACGAAGAAGUGCAAAGGGGACGGAAGAAAGCCGGUGAUUUGCGAGCUGUGCGUGACGACGAACGUGAAGAAGGGCCUGAAGGCGCAGCACACGAAUAGACUGAAGCAGGCGUUCGUCAAGGCCCUGCAACAAGAGCAAGAAAUUGAACAGCGCAUGGCAUCUUCGCCUCAGCCCACGACGCCGUCUUCAGGCGGCGUCUCGGCGACACUGGUCGACGACGGACGACGCAGCUCGGCAUCCGCAUCUGCGUCGCCAGUGCCUAAGCCGAAGCAGCGAGGGUCGUCUAAUUCGACGUCGUCGUCGUCUUCGAGUUCUGCGCAGUCAGCUGCAGCUGCGGCGAAUUUGGCGGCUGCAGCGGCUGCUAUGGACCCGGCCAAGUUGUUGGCCCAGGCCGCGGCGUCUAAUCCGCUGCUGACGGCUGCGCACCAGCAGUUUUUGAGGAGCUUGCCUCAAGCCCCGAUGCCAGCGCACCUGUUGAAUCCAAAUCUGUUCAACCCUCUUUUGUAUCCCUAUCAGCUUGCUGCGAUGGCCGCGGAUUGGAGCAUGCAAGGGGGAAAGAUGCCACAGGUGCCCACGUCGGCGGCGUCGGCAGCCGAGAUCCAGCGCCAAACGGCGGAACUGCAGCGGCAAGCAGAGGCCAUGCAACGUCAGUACCUGCUCGACAUGAUCCCCCACAACGCCCUGCCACAAUCCCUGCGUGAGUUAUUCAAGAUGGAAGAUUUGAUAAGUGGCUUGAAAGGGGUUGAGGUCGAGGCUCUACCGGUGAAUGCUGCUAGAAUUCAUCCAAGGCGGCGUCAAGAGGCACUGAACGCAAAACGUUUUGGCUCAAAUACGGAAAAUGUCGAGUCUGAAACGAGGAAGAAACGUGUUUCACUUGAUUUCCCGAAUGAUUAUGCUAAGGAACUGCGGCAUUUGAUUGACGGAGAUUCCACAUUAAUAGAAUGCGUACGAAGCCACAAUUUGAAGAAUGCGUUGAUGCUUUCCGAAUGGCUCGUGGAGGUGCCUCCAAACAUGGAAGAAAACUGGGUGUUUACUCUGUGUCCCGUGGGGAGAAGAACACUCGUGGUCGCUACUCAAGGGAAAACGAAGGCGUUUACCAAGAUGGGUUACCUCGUGAACACCUUUGAAUCUCGGUUGCCCGGUUCAGGCAGCCACAACGAUGACAUAACCGUUCUUGACUGUAUCGUUUCCCUCGAAACAAGAACAUACUUUGUUUUGGAUGUCAUGUGUUGGAAAGGGAACGUGCUCCUCGACUGUGAUAAAGAAUGCAGAGCAUUUUUCACAAGAUCCCGAAUGUCUGAAAAUUCUUCGCUUGCGGAAACCGGAACUGGGCACUUCUUCAAAUUCGUACCCUUGGAUUAUUUGCCAUGCGCUAAAGUUGAACUGGAGAAUGCGAUGCGUAGGUCCGAAGACAUUUUUCAGGGUGGGGAAAAACUUGACGGAAUAUUGUUUUAUCACAAACUGGGCGCCUACACAUCUGGCUAUACACCACUAGCUACUUGGCUGAAGCCCCACAUGUUGCCUGACAUAUUGAACGUAUCUGUCCCGGAAGAAUUCCUCAAGACAGAUGAAGCGAUGGAGGGAAAUCCUGAGUCGAUCCCGAUUUCAAGUUCUGACAUGGAAGUUGAUAAGAAUAAACGCUCGAAGAAAAUCAAGAAUUCUACGAACAAGAAUUAUGAUAUGAAGGAUGCUGAUGAUAUUGCUGGGGGAGGGGCCGGGGUGUUCGUUGGAGUGAAAAAAGAGACGGUCAAUUUGGUGGACGCGAUGACGUUCCAGCCAAAUCUAGUGGUGCCAACCGUGCUAUGGGGUCAGCACGCCCCUACGCAUUGCCCCUCGGUUGUUACCAUUUCGAAGGACAUGAAGACCAUUGCUUCUGGUUCUCUAGAUGGACAAGUGAUACUCUGGGAAAUGGAUCCCAAGACAGUCAAGAUAACUCCGCGGUUGAUGUUGAUGGGACACAAUGCUCCUGUGCUGUGCUUCGCGUCGGCUAGUCAUGGCAAAGACAUGAGUGCACUUAUAAGUGCUGCCGAAAAUGGGGAAAUGUGUCUAUGGGAUCUGCAAGGGGGACGAUGUGUGGAACACACAAAAUCGCCGAAUGUCCAUAUAAACUUCACUGGUUAUUACGUAGCUGAAACAAAUGAUUAUUGGUUGUUGGCGAAUGGUUACUAUCCUGGUGUUCAAGUCAUCAAUCCGACGACAUUACAGGUUCUAUUUACGUUGACAGCACGGAUAUCAGCUGAUUGGAUUAGUGCAUUGACGGUCGUCAAAUGGGCUGGGAAAAAUGAGGACGUGGUUGUCGGAGUGACGACGACGGGAGCUAUUAAAACUUGGACACUCACUGGGUCUGAAACCGCAAACUCUGAGCCUUAUUUCGAGACGGAAAGUCGACAACUACGGUGCUACAAUGCACUCAAACUCGUUUGUUGUCAGUAUAAUCCAAGAGUGCUGCUCAUGGUGUGCUCCAAAUUCUGGCAGAUUUACGACACGAGUGACUUUUCUUUAUUGGUGUCAACGACGAACCCGGUUGGAGAGCGAUUCUUGAGUGGAGAAUUCUUGACUACUGAGAAGAUAUUGAUGUGGACUGACUCGGGAAGAGGGUAUCUCUACUGGUUGCCUUCGAGAUCUGUAGCGGAGAACAGAGAUUUUCGGACACAGAAAUCUGGCGAAGACGAAGCGUUCUUGUUCUGCGAGUUGAUGGUGAAGAACGAUACG